Molecule: messenger RNA, 1614 nt
Organism: Hypoxylon fragiforme
Lineage: Eukaryota; Fungi; Ascomycota; Sordariomycetes; Xylariales; Hypoxylaceae
Product: prim-pol domain-containing protein
Exons: 4
Coding region: 1-1614 (537 amino acids)
Biological process (GO): DNA replication, synthesis of primer
Cellular component (GO): alpha DNA polymerase:primase complex
Source: RefSeq, a predicted model, not a curated record
AUGCCCCAUUCUGUGUCUCCAAAGGCCGAUAGCCACAACGAUACCAACAACGCCGCUGAAGCAAUUAUGGCAGAUGCUCCCAUCCCGAACGAUAACAGUCAGCAGAAUGCGGACAACGAUGUCGCAAUGACAGAAGCCAAUGCCGCUGAUGUCCCCGCCACUGAUGGGGAAGAGAAGAAGGAAGUGAAAUUGGAGGACUUGUUCGCAGAUGCUGCAGAUGCUGAAUCCGACGAAGAGUUUCCUAGUUCACGACCAGUGAAAGAUUAUUUCUCGAGUUCCCCCGAGGCUCCAGAUCUACCCAGUGAAGCACCGGCGCCAGCAGCCUCGUCGAAUCCCGAACUUUUACGCAUAUUUUACCAGCGCUUCUUUCCCUGGCGCUACCUCUUCCAGUGGCUCAACCAUAGCCCAGUUACUACAAACACCAAUGAUUUCGUCCACCGCGAAUUUGCCUUCACGCUGCAGUUUGAGGCGCAGGCAAAAGAAGUCUACCAACGUUACCAAUCAUACACUGGUGCCGACACACUCCGCAAAGAUGUUGUCCGGUUACUGCCCACCCGUUUCGAAAUCGGCCCCGUGUACAGCACAAAUCCUCGGGAGCGCAAGAUGCUGCGGAACACAAGCGCGUUCAAGCCGCUAGCGAAGGAACUGUGCUUCGAUAUCGAUUUGACUGACUACGAUGAUAUUCGGACAUGCUGCGACAAGGCCAAUAUCUGCAAUCUCUGCUGGCAAUUCAUGACGAUGGCGAUUAAAGUCUUGGAUGUGGCACUACGUGAAGAUUUCGGCUUUAAGCAUAUUCUGUGGGUGUAUUCUGGUCGAAGAGGAGCCCACGCUUGGGUAUGUGAUAAAAAGGCGCGCUCGAUGGAUGAUCAAAAGCGUAGGGCUAUUGCAGGAUACCUUGAAGUCAUUCGCGGUGGCGCACAGAGUGGGAAGAAAGUUAAUCUGUGGAGGCCGUUACAUCCUCAUUUAAGCCGAAGCCUAGAAAUCCUAGCGCCACAUUUCCAAACAGACGUUCUCGAAGCGCAAGACCCUUGGUCUUCAUCUGAGCGUGCUGAACAUCUGCUCUCGCUUCUACCAAACAAGGCACUCAACGAUAGCUUACGCAAGAAAUGGGACUCGUCGCCAGGUCGCUCGAGUACCUCCAAGUGGGCUGAUAUCGACUCGCUGGCUAAGUCCGGUGCCAGUAAAAACCUGGAUACCAAAGCGUUGCUCGAAGCUAAGCAGGAUGUCGUCCUCGAGUACACAUAUCCACGCCUCGAUAUUGAGGUUAGCAAGAAACUGAAUCAUUUGCUGAAGUCGCCGUUCGUUGUGCAUCCCGGUACGGGAAGGGUGUGUGUGCCUAUUGACACGAGGAAGUUGGAGGAUUUUGAUCCCCUGAGCGUGCCCACAGUGCAGGGCCUGGCGGACGAGAUUGACUCAUUUUCCAAUAUUAAGAACGAGGAUCAUGAAGGAGGUGUCGCCGGAGAGGAGAAAGGGAAGAAUCUGCAGGACUGGGAGAAGACGAGCCUGAAGCCAUACGUCGAUUACUUCCGUAACUUCGUGGUGGCUCUUAUGAGGGAUGAAAAGGAACCCAAGGUUAAGCGCGAAAGGGAAGAGGGAGAGAGUAUGGAGUUUUGA